UUAGGUCGCCCUUUGAACACAGCUCGGUUCACAGUGAGAUUCACAGUCAGCACACAGAUCCCCGUCAAUGGAAACUCUCGAGCAUUCCUUCAACGGCUGUGAACGAUAUCACGUGAUCAAACCAGGUCAAGCAUUACUAUCCCCUUUUUCACCGUGACGUAAAAGUACCCGGUAGCUGUGUGGUAGUUAUUUAGGCCAACCUGCUGAGGUAGAGCUGUGGACAGUCAAUUACAGAUCACCAGCAAUGGAGACCAUCGUAGAUGCCUUUAACGACCUGGACACAUCACAGAAAGUGUUGUAUGCUGUCGGAGGUGUUGUCGUAGCUGUCGUGUCCGUCGUCGCUUUCAGGAAACUGUUUUUCAAAAAGACAAAGGCAAAGAAGGAGUAUCCCCGAGAUACAGUCAUCCUUUAUCAGAUCGGUAGAGGUCAUUUUGCCCCCAGCAUGACGCCAUUUGCUGUGAAGCUAGAGACCUACCUCCGGAUGGCCAGGAUACCCUACCAGAACGUCCAUGGGAUGCAGCGUUCAUCAAAGGGCAAAUUUCCCUGGAUUGAGUACAAUGGACAGGAGGUAGCUGACUCGACACUGUGUAUCAACUUCCUCAACCAGAAGCUGGGGGUGGACCUCAACAGGGAUCUGAGUCCUGCUGACAGAGGGGUAGCUCAGGCGAUGCAGGUCAUGGUGGAGGAACAUCUGUACUGGUUCCUUGUCCUCUUCCGAUGGAUAUAUGACAACGACAAAUCUUUGUUAUUAAAUACAUUUAAAAUUGGGAAGUUUGUCUUCUGGAUGAUUCGACGACAAGUUAAAAAGCAGACAUGGAGUCAAGGUUUAGGCCGACACACAGAAGGGGAGAUAACUGAGAUGUUUAAGAAGGAUCUACAAUGUCUGUCCGACUUCAUAGGGAAGAAAAGGUUCCUGAUGGGGGACGAGCCCUGUGAGACUGACUGCGCUGUGUUCGGUCAGCUGUCACAGGUCUACUGGCAGUUCCCGGGAACUGGGCACGAGGAUAUCAUUAAGGACAAACACCCCAAUUUGGCCGCCUACUGUGAACGUAUGAAGGACGCAUUCUGGCCCGACUGGGACCAGUGCAUCACACACGGCGGAACAAGGAAGGCAACCAAGUAGUAACUGUUCCAGAGAGCUUUAAUGGUUGUGUUGGCAUAAUAUGUAUUGCGUCAUUAAAUUAUUCACACAAAGUAUAUGAAUCAGACUUGACGGCCAAUAACGGUUGUCAUCUCAUGUAUCAUUCCGAAACUGGAUUUGAACUUGCAUUUGCAAUGUCUAUGAAAUCCAUGUUGCUUCGUUAAAUAAAGUGUGUUCUUAUU
Molecule: messenger RNA, 1323 nt
Organism: Haliotis rufescens (red abalone)
Lineage: Eukaryota; Metazoa; Mollusca; Gastropoda; Lepetellida; Haliotidae
Product: failed axon connections homolog
Exons: 6
Coding region: 245-1123 (292 amino acids)
Cellular component (GO): cytoplasm
Source: RefSeq, a predicted model, not a curated record